Molecule: messenger RNA, 4000 nt
Organism: Pelodiscus sinensis (Chinese soft-shelled turtle)
Lineage: Eukaryota; Metazoa; Chordata; Testudines; Trionychidae
Source: RefSeq, a predicted model, not a curated record
CUGCCUCGCUCGCCUUGGACGAAGUGUUUGAAUAAACAUUUGCAACUCCAAACCCGACCCUUGCCACUCGCCCCUGCUGCCCCUCUGCAAGCGCGCAUCUCAGAUGCCUGGGGACGAGGGGAGAUUUUGAGAUCCUGUUACUUACUCAAGUCCUUAGAUCUGUUUCCUGAUCCCGGUGCUUGCAAGUGUUUCAGGGCUCCUCUUCUUCCUCUCCCUCCCCUUAAACACAGCACACUCUCCCCCUUCCCCCUCCGACCCCUUUACCAAACCUGCCUUCCGGAGACUUGUUGAAAGAACCCCUGGUUUCUUCUCGACCGUAGAGCCCAAAGUUUUGCCUGCCGGAGCAGCAGCAGACUUUACUGAGAAGCUGUGUACUGGCGUUCGUUCACUCUCAGAGCCUUUCUCCCUGCUGUCUCCCGGGAGCUUGGAAGGUUCUCUCCUAAACAGAGAGCUAGUAAGCUUCUCUGAGAUCAAACAGGAAGUAGACUGGUGGUUAAGGAGAAAAUGAACUUGGGAGCAUAAAUCCAGAAUAGAGAUUUCCAACUGGAUCACCUCCUGCAUAAAGUCCUGCUGUGAGCUGGUGUGGGUCCUGCCUCGCCGAUUGUCAGUGCUCAUUUGACUUGAACGAAGUCAGUCUCCUGAGAACCUUUUUCUGAGUGAUUCCAACUUCCGAACAAGUUUGCCAUGGUAGGGGGUUUCGAUCCCUUGCCAGGUUUGCCCUGAACUAUGAGUGAAUACGUGUAAAACUGGGUAAGAAGAGUGACCUUUUUGGGUGGCUGUAACUGAAGAUUGCUUUGCAGAAGCAACUAAAGUAGGUUUUUGAGUCAUGAUGCAAGAAUCUGGGAUUGAGACAAAAAGUAACGGUUCAGCCAUUCAGAAUGGAGCAAGCAGUGGCAACCAUUUACUAGAGUGCAGCCUACGGGAAGUGAGAUCCAACGGUGAGACACCCUCAGUUGAAAUUGGGGCUGCAGAUUUAGCACAUCUUCAGCAACAGCAGGCUCUGCAGGUGGCCCGACAGUUUCUACUGCAGCAGCAGCAGCAAGUUAGUGGAUUAAAGUCACCCAAGAGGAAUGACAAGCAACCAGCCCUUCAGGUAAGAAAGGUUCCUGUGUCAGUGGCUAUGAUGACACCUCAAGUUAUCACUCCCCAACAAAUGCAGCAGAUUCUCCAGCAACAAGUGCUAACUCCCCAGCAACUCCAGGUCCUGCUCCAGCAGCAGCAGGCACUCAUGCUUCAACAGCAGCAGCUUCAAGAGUUUUAUAAGAAACAACAGGAACAGUUGCAACUUCAACUUUUGCAGCAACAACAUGCUGGAAAACAGCCUAAAGAGCCACAGCAACAGCAAGUGGCUUCACAGCAGUUGGCCUUUCAGCAACAGCUCUUACAGAUGCAGCAACUGCAGCAGCAGCAUCUCCUCUCUUUGCAGCGCCAAGGUCUGCUCACCAUCCAGCCUGGCCAGGCUACACUGCCUUUGCAGCCUCUCGCUCAAGGCAUGAUUCCAACAGAAUUGCAGCAGCUCUGGAAAGAAGUAACAAGCUCUCACACAGCAGAGGAAACAGCCAGCAACAAUCACAGCAGUUUGGACCUGUCCACCACAUGUGUCUCCUCUUCAGCACCUUCUAAGACCUCCUUAAUAAUAAACCCACAUGCCUCAACUAAUGGACAGUUAUCGGUCCACACUCCUAAAAGGGAGAGUUUAUCCCACGAGGAGCACUCACAUAGCCAUCCACUCUAUGGACAUGGUGUAUGCAAAUGGCCAGGCUGUGAAGCAGUUUGUGAAGACUUCCGGUCAUUUCUAAAACAUCUCAACAGUGAGCAUGCGCUGGAUGAUAGAAGUACAGCCCAAUGUAGAGUACAAAUGCAGGUUGUACAGCAGUUAGAGCUACAGCUUGCAAAAGACAAAGAGCGCCUGCAAGCUAUGAUGACACACCUGCAUGUGAAGUCAACUGAACCAAAAGCCACCCCUCAGCCGCUGAAUCUGGUAUCAAGUGUCACACUGUCAAAGACUGCCUCUGAGGCUUCUCCACAGAGCUUACCUCAUACUCCAACCACCCCAACUACACCCAUCACUCCUGUCAUCCAGGGACCUUCUGUCAUCACUACCACCAGCAUGCACAAUGUUGAACCAAUCAGGAGGCGGUGCCCUAAUAAAUACAACGUGGCCAUUUCUUCAGCAGAUCUUGCUCAGAACCAAGAAUUUUAUAAGAAUGCAGAGGUUAGACCACCAUUCACAUAUGCAUCUUUAAUUAGGCAGGCCAUCCUCGAAUCUCCGGAAAAGCAACUAACACUAAAUGAAAUCUACAACUGGUUCACACGAAUGUUUGCUUACUUCAGGCGCAAUGCAGCGACAUGGAAGGGUGCCAUUCGCACCAACCUCUCACUGCAUAAGUGCUUUAUCAGAGUAGAGGAUGAGUUUGGGUCCUUUUGGACUGUUGAUGAUGAAGAGUUUAAACGUGGCCGUCAUAUUCAACGAGGCCGUCCUCGAAAAUUCUGCCCUGAUGAAAACUUUGGCGAGCUUGUGGCACAUAACCCUUCUCUUAUUAAAAACAUACAGACCAGCCACACCUACUGCACACCUCUCAAUGCUGCUUUACAGGCUUCAAUGGCUGAUAAUAGUAUACCUCUAUACACUACUGCUUCCAUGGGAAAUCCCACUCUGGGCAAUUUAGCCAAUGCUAUGAGGGAAGAUCUUAAUGGUGCAAUGGAGCAUACGAACAGUAAUGGGAGUGACAGUAGUCCAGGACGUUCCCCUAUGCAAGCAAUGCACCCUGUGCAUGUCAAAGAAGAACCGUUGGAUCCGGAUGAAAACGAAGGCCCACUCUCCUUAGUGACAACAGCCAAUCACAGUCCAGAUUUUGAUCACGAUAGAGAUUAUGAAGACGAACCUGUAAAUGAGGACAUAGAAUGAGUAUGCCUGAUGUCAUUAUCCUGAGAAUGAAGAUUGAAAAAACACGUCAAAUUUAGCUGUGAAAUCUCUCCAUUAUUGUACAGUCUGGAGGAUUCUCAGUACACUUUUGACAACUAUGAAAUAUGUUAACUCUUAGUGCCAUCAAGUAUCCCAUUUGGGAGUAUUUUUGAUUUUUCUACUUUUUGUUGAAAAAAGGAAUUUGUACUCUGUGCAUUGGAUGGACUUGUUUGGUACUUGGGAUUAUUUUCCUCUCUUACAGUCAACAUCAGUGUUGUAAAUUUGCGAAACUGAUUCACUUACCCACAUAUAGCAGCAGGUUUCGGACUGCAGUCCUGCCAAUUUUGGACACUGAGGACAUCAAACUCUGAGCAUGUAGACCUAAACUGCAGAUCAAGCCUUUGCCCAGAUUUUAAGGAUUCCAAUGGACAACAUAUUUGCACAGUACUGCAUGUUGGUUAUCACUGCCUUUACUCCCCCACCCCUCUUUUUUUUUUGUUUUUGUUUUGUUUUGUUUUGCUUCCAUUUGGGAUGGGGAAGGCAUGUGUGUGUGCGCGCGCGUAUGUGUGUAUACUGGCGAGGGGGUUACAAGACAAAUUAUCCCAAACUUUUUAAUGUAUUGCUUUUAUUUCCUCUCCCCUCCUCCCCUUCUGCUCUACCAUUUUAAGUUCUGACCUCAGGCCACAUCUCGGCCCAGGGCCUCUUGGAGGCUUAAUGUUUUUCUGUACUUUGUGAUGAAUGUUAAUAGGUGUUUUUAUUAUACAAAGCUGAAUGUCAUUGAAUUGUUUGUAGUUUUUUCCGUCAUUCAUUCCAGUCUCCUUCAGAUGCCAUCAUGUUUUCUUUAGCUAUAGAAAACAUUCCAUUUUGGUGUCUGUUUUUUUGAAAAGGUCCCAAAUGCUGCACUGUGUACGCAUCGAAGGGUCAUCCAACAGAGAGAGAGAGACAGAAAUGAAGUACUGUAAGAAUGCGAAUGAAUGACAGAUGAACAUAGAAAUACUGUAGGAAGCAACACACAUUCAUUCCACAAAGCAGGGGUUUUUUGGUUUGGGUUUUUGAUUUUUUUUUUUUUUUUUUUUGGCAGCAUUGGUGAAUAUU